Molecule: messenger RNA, 372 nt
Organism: Adineta ricciae
Lineage: Eukaryota; Metazoa; Rotifera; Eurotatoria; Adinetida; Adinetidae
Source: the annotation of a GenBank genome assembly
AUGCCAUUCAAGCACGUUGCUGAAGUUACCACCAUAUUCGAAAUUCAACGAGCUCUAUCUAGUGGUAUGCUCAGUUUUUCUAGAACUCGAGUUUUCAUUCUUAGGCUACCAGUAACGGCGGUACUGAUCCGAAAAUCCAAAGUUGGGACUGGGUCGCAACUGAGUAUACCACUAGAUACAGCUCGCCGAGUUCUACUUGAAAAACGAAUUGAAACGCAUCCCUCAACAAAUAUGGAAAGCCUUUAUUCGAAUCUAGUACUAACUUCACCGACGACAUUCCAGUUACGCAACACCAUACCAUUGACUCUCCACAGUUUGAUGACCUUCCUGUCAUACAACUCUAUUAAACAUCCAUCAAGCGCUUCACCAUAG